Gongylonema pulchrum is the source of this 240-nucleotide messenger RNA. The record is from the annotation of a GenBank genome assembly. NCBI's taxonomy places the organism in Eukaryota, Metazoa, Nematoda, Chromadorea, Rhabditida, Gongylonematidae.
AUGACAUCGCAGGAGGAUUUUCGCAGUUUCAUGAAGGAUGCACCAACGGAGGAUCUCACUGGCUCAGGGAUCGUGCACCACUCAGACAACAGUACAUCAGGAGAAUCACCAAGGCAACGUUUAGCCGGAACGUCGCCAAGAUUGAGGCCAAGGCGCAUGGCCGGAGAUUCGAGCGGUUGCUUCAAGAAAUUCAAAAUCCCUCGGCAAGAUUCUUCCGUAGUUCUUUCAGGUAUUUUAUAA